Molecule: messenger RNA, 2916 nt
Organism: Purpureocillium takamizusanense
Lineage: Eukaryota; Fungi; Ascomycota; Sordariomycetes; Hypocreales; Ophiocordycipitaceae
Exons: 4
Coding region: 180-2468 (762 amino acids)
Source: RefSeq, a predicted model, not a curated record
AUCGAACAAGUCCAGCCUCACGACGUGCCAUCGGCUCGCGCAUCGUCCAUCAAUCGACGCCUGCAAUUGUCGCGCUACAAACCCCGGCUCGCCGGUUGGACUCUACGCGUCAGGCCUGCAUUUAGGUUCGCGGCGGCUGCCAGAGCGUCGCGCUGCACAGCGCAGUCCAUCGCGGCAUCAUGGCUCCAGGAACGAGACGCGCCAAUCGCGGCGGCUAUACCGAGCAUGAUGAUUUCGAAGGCCUCCCCGUCCGACAAUGGCGACAGGAGUGGGUGAGCAUCGCGCCGCCUCCUCAGCAGGAACUCCAGCAGCAAAACGACGUUUGGUCGCUGGAGCUCAUCCACGGCAUGCCCAAGGACUCCAACCUGCUGCCGCCGCACAGCCAGGAGCUGCUGCGCGCCGCGCGCUCGGGCCGCCUGUACAAGCGCCCAGCGCCCGUCGAGACCGAGGACGACGACGCCGAUGCCGACCCCGACGCCGUGCCUGCCGAGAAAGCCGAGAAGAAGGAGGAGGAGGCGCAGUCUCAGGGCUUCUCCAUCAAGCUCUGGAAGCAGACGCCGCGUAAUGUGGAGGCGCCAGCCGUGUCGCACCUCGCUAAGCGUAGGAAGGGCACGGUAACGAUUGCCAGCAAGACAGUCGAGGACAGAUACACCGGCCCGACGGUGACUCGCGCCACGGUCCGGCGCCUCGACGCCGCGGGCAAUCCCUACACCGAGGAGGUCACGCUCGCCGAGGGACAUCACGUCGACGGCGAGAUCAUCUCUACACGAGAAGUGGCUGCUGCCACUGGUGGUGACGCGCUGGCUCCGGCCCCGCCACCACAGAGGAGGAGGCCGCCACCUCCUAAGAGGAAGGCCAAAGCCGGCCCCGGGCGAGGGAAAAAGAAGAUCAAGAAUCCUCUGCCUGGCGAGGGGCCGACUAGCGCGCCCGCUCCUCCGGUCGAUGGUGCUGUGGCAGCAAUCAAGACCGAGAGCCAGGGAGAAAAUGGAACCACCUCGACCGAUGCAAACACUCCCAAGGAGGACAGCGAGAUGGCCGAUGGCGAUGAGGACGACGAUGAUGAUGACGGCGACGAAGGAGAAGAAGUCGAGGAGGGCGAGGAGGGAGAGGGCCAGGACCAGGAACAGCAGCCUGCUCCUCCUCACCGCGACCAGGAUCACGAGAUGCCUGAUGCCGCCAUCUCGAUAGACCCACCAUCUGAAGGUCUCUCGUCCGACAAAGAGCCUGCCCCGAAGGAGCCCACACCGCCAAACCCACUCACCUUGGCACCGCUUUUCGGCAGUCUUGCUGCCGGGUCGCCCAGACAAGAGGGAAGUCCACUCAAGAACGUCACCCUGCUGUCGCCCACGGAGCCGUCCGAACCCCAAGACCUGCAACUGCUAUCCGCGGAGCCCACGCAGGCAACCGACGGCGAAACAGUAAUUGGAUCGACGGUCGCGGAACCGCCCUCGACCAUUGUCGGCGAAGAGCCGCAAGAGGCGACCGAGCGGGAUGUGCCGGCCGUCGAGCCCUUGCCCACAGAGCCCUUGACUGCCGCUAGCCCUCCGAAAGAACAAUCGCCCAUCCAGCAGGCCGUCAAAGAUGAGACGGCAAACGACGAAGCCCUGCUGCCGCCACCCCCCGAGCAAGUUGGCAACAUCGAUUCGCCGAAGCCCGACGAGGGAAGGUCGGAUGAAGACAAGAGCCGCGAGGGCGAAGGUUAUAGUGGGGCACAACGCCCACCGCUGAGCCAGUUUGACUCCGCCAUGACUGAAGACACCAUCAAACCAGACGACUCUGCGUCUGUGCGAUAUCCCCAGACCGAGUCCGGUGCUCCGUCCGAGGUUGGGACUGUUUCGGUCGAGGGCAGCAAGGAGGCGAACCCACCCGUAGCGGAGCCUUCGCCCCCCACGCCGAAGCCGGCCUCGCCGCAGGAGGAGCAACCGCAGGAGGACCAGCCGCAGGACCCGGACCAGCCGCCACAAUCGGCGACAGAUGAUAAGGCCGACCUGCUCGGCGGAUUGAUGGGCGAGCUGGACCGGCAGGCCGCUGAGGUCGAGAAGCCCGUCGAGCCGGCCGCAGAGCCAGCGUCGCCGCCCAAGGAACCCAGCCCUCAGCAGCCCGCCCCGCAAGAGCCUAGCCCUCAGCCUGAAGCGGCCCCGGAGCCCGUCCCCGAGCCCCCAGCAACGGAGGCGGAGCCUGCCUGGGAAGCUGCCCUGGAGGCAGCCCCGGAGCAGCCGGCCGAGCAGCCCUCGCCGCCAAAGGACAUCAUCAAGGAGGAGUCGACGCCGAAUCCGACCCCGGACGACAACACCAAACCGCCAGAGGAGGACAGCGCCGGCGCCGAGCCCAAGGACGAGGCCAUGCCAGAUGCUCCGGCCGCCGAGGUAGCUCCUCCCGCUGAGGCAGCUCCUCCUGCUGAGCCAUCGCCGCCAGUCGCGGACAUCGUCGAGGAGCCGCCUGCUGAGAUCAAGGACGAGCAGGACUAGGAGCUGUGAUGGGCAGCUGUGCUCACAGAUCCUAUGACAUACCGGGCCAAGAACCCCUUCCUUGCAAGGCCCCAGCGAAGACGUAAAGUUUCGACUCUAGGGAACUCAGCGUAUACUUGAUAGUCCCAAAGCGCUUGACGGGGACUCAGGCGCAGCGUUGGUGUUUGUUUGUAUAACAGGCAACUCGAUACAGGGACACGUGGAGACGUGUGUUUAUAUGUCGAUUUUACAAUGAGCUUGGAAAGCAGUUGAGAAUAUAGUUUUGGAAUAUCGCUACUUGAAACGCCCAAAGGCCCUGCGUAUGCUCGCGCCCGGAACACGCCGCGUCGUAACUAUUGUACCUUUCCUUCGUUUCUUACGCUGACACCGUCGUGCCGUUUCCCUGUCUGUGCAAGCCCCUUUUUCUCCGGUCCAUCAACUCCCUCUCCAUGUUCAGCCUCGCCACGCG